This is a messenger RNA of Closterium sp. Naga37s-1, 2610 nucleotides long. The record is from the annotation of a GenBank genome assembly. NCBI's taxonomy places the organism in Eukaryota, Viridiplantae, Streptophyta, Zygnematophyceae, Desmidiales, Closteriaceae.
AUGGCUCCUUCACGUCCGUCGCAGCCUUUGCUUCUGCACUUCUUGGUGCUGCUGCUCGUCGCAGCAAGCAUUGGUGCCGCGAGCGCACAAUAUGCAUCUCGUUCGCGUCGCAGCCUGUGGGCCCGCGCGCGUAAGCUGUUCGAGUUCCCUACGCUUCACAAGUCGCAGCUGUCCAAGAUUGGAUUCACCUACGAAAUCGCUAAACAGCCGGCGAAGCCGGAAGCAUCGCCUUCUGACGGGGCCACGGAUCCCGCCAGUUCCGUUGCCGCCUCCACUCCGGCCGCCCCCUCCUCCUCCGAGCCUUCCCGCCCUGCGGGGGGCUCGUCGAACGACGGUUUCUCGUCGGGCGGCUCUUCUUCUGGCAACUUCGCGCAGUCGGGUAACCCGCUCUUCCCCGGUACCGUUACCUCGACCCCAGGCAGCGACCCGAAACCCACUCCGAAGACCCCGUCCACGCCCUCGCAGCAAGCCGGCGACGCGGUUGCCGCUACAGCCGUGCCGACGCAAGCUGCCUCGCCGUCGGCUCCACCCCCUCCCCCUCCUCCUCCUCAGGGCCCGUGCCCGCCGCAGCCAAACAUGUGCGACUUCUACUUCCAAGGCAGCACGGAAUCUCUCCCCGUGUUCAACAUCUCCGACGGCGCCGGCGACACGCGCCUCGGCGGGCCCAUCGAGGCGUCUAUUCGCGGCGCGACUGUGGAGGUGAUUGCGGCGAACAGCGAGCUCGCGGACUACAUCUGUCAGGACGGCGUUAACGUCUGGAGCGCUCCGUCCGCCAGCUCCGGUAACUCGACGACGCUGGGACCCGAUAACCAGUUCUACGCCGUGCAGGACGGCAUCCAGUCGCGUACGUUCCAGCCGGCGGCGGGCGGCGCGGCGACGUACCAGGGCAAGUACGUGCGAGUGAACCUGACGGCGAUCGAGAUCAGCGUGUACAACAUGGUGUCGAACGUGGAAAACGUGAAGGCGAUUUUAGAAGUCGAGGCUUCACUGCCCGUUGUCGCCUUUCAGUUUGCCCUUCUCGUAUGCCCGCGUGUGUCAUGCCUUCCGUUCUGUCCCUGUGUGCACGUCCUUGCAUGUGUUCCCCUCUUUGUCCUGCCACCUGUCCUGCCAUGCAUGCUGCCCCGUGUGCUACCACGUGUGCGUGUUUACCGCUGCAUGCACGCAGACGGGCAUUCCCUUGCCGCAGCAAGCGCUGCUGUUCAACGGGCAGCUGCUGCAGAACCACCAGCGACUGAACGCGCUGGGUGUGGCGGACAACGACCUGCUCUUCCUCACACGAGCACACCGGAGUUGGGCGAGGCGAUAAGGGACAACAAGGUGGAGGAGAUGCAGAAGGUGCUGCGCUGGAUGCGGAAGAUGCAGAACGAGAUGCGCCGCAAGGAGCAGGAGGAGCAGGAGUUGCUAUCAGCCGAUCCAUUUGACCCUGAGGUGCAGCGGAGGAUAGAGGAGCGCAUUCAGCAGCACAUGCUGUAUGUGGAGAUGGAGGUCAACAACUCGCCCAUCAAGGCGUUUGUGGACAGUGGGGCGCAGCAGACCAUCAUGUCACAGCGAUGUGCUGAGCGAUGCGGGCUGAUGCGGCUGCUGGACCGGCGGUACGAGGGGGUGGCGCGGGGCGUGGGCACGUCCAAGAUAGUGGGGCGCAUCCAUACCGUGCAGCUCAAGAUAGGAACCAACUUCUACAUGUGCAGCAUCACGGUGUUGGAGGCAGACAACGUGGACUUCCUCUUUGGUCUCGACAUGCUCAGACGCCACCAGGUGCACUGCUCGCUGCUGCACCUUCACCCCACUCCCUUCCCCUCGUGCACACCAGAAAAGUCUGCGUGCCACUCAUUUGUCAUCAGGCCUGUCCCUUUUCUCAGGUUUGCUCUGCUCUCACGCAAUCCUGCUCCCCCACAAUGCUGUCUCUCUCACAAAGUUGUCUCUCACCAACCACAAUGUUCCCCCUCCCCAUGCUACCGCCAGUGUUGCAUCGAUCUCAAGGACAACCCCUGGUUCCGCUACCCUUCUCAGCCUACCUCUUACCCUCUUCGCUUCACCCCUUCUCCACCACACUCUCCUCCCACAACGCUGCCCUUCUCACCUGCCACUCUCUCCACUCCCGUCCCACCUGGGUGCGUGUGUGCAGAGAAGGACAUCCCGGCCUUCCUCACCGCAAUGGACCAGGACCCUUUGCCCGACUCCGCCACCCCUGCACAGCCCUCCCAACCCUCCGCUUCCGCUGCUGGUACCUCUGCACCCGCUGCACCCUCCGCAGCACAACCAGCAGCAGCAGGCACAGCAGCAGGGGGUGCUGCGAGUAGCGGGGGAGGGGCGCCAGCAAGUCAAGGCGGUGCUCCUGUGUCAGCAGCAGCAGGUGCUGCAUCACCAGCAGCAUCCGGUGGGGUCCAUCCACCGCUGUGCACACGCCCCCUGCACCCUCACCCGUCCUCCCACCCACCCUCUCUGCGCUGCAUGCAGGCAACACCAGCAGCAGCCCCAGCAGUGUCAGCGCACGAGGUGAAGGUGCAGCGGCUGAUGGAGCUGGGGUUCCCCCGGCAGCUCGUGGAGCAGGCUCUUGCACUCACAGGGGACAACGAGGAGCACGCUGCUGGCAUACUCUUUGCCGGCUGA